Messenger RNA from Peromyscus leucopus (white-footed mouse), 1176 nucleotides. RefSeq lists its product as uncharacterized. NCBI's taxonomy places the organism in Eukaryota, Metazoa, Chordata, Mammalia, Rodentia, Cricetidae. The coding region runs from base 1 to 1107 and encodes 368 amino acids. Gene Ontology annotation, molecular function: flavin adenine dinucleotide binding; N,N-dimethylaniline monooxygenase activity; NADP binding. The record is from RefSeq and is a predicted model, not a curated record. The transcript has 4 exons.
AUGUGGAGUGUGCGCAGCUGCGUUUGCACCAGGAAGCAGAGCUCAGCGGAAGAGCUGCUGUCAGCAUCGGAGAUAGGAGGAGCCUGUCCUGGCUUUGAAGCUGCAGGGGAUAAUGGAGCCACAGUGGCACCUGUCAUUAUGGGACAUGUAAAUAGGAUAAACAGCCCUGAGCUACUGAAGAGGUGCCCCUUCCUGAAAGGCGGCUCAAAGGGCUCUCCAAGUUCAUCUCUCGCACUGUUUCUUCCUCUCAAUUGGAGGACUGAACAGAACGAGGAGAAUGUCCCAGCCGAAGGGGAAGAAAACCUUCUGUCAGACCGCGUAUCUAAAUUCUCAGUUCACAAACCGCAAUCAUCUGGAACAGGCUUAGAGAGACCGCGGGCAGCAGCAAGAGGGACAGUGCAAGUUCCAGGAGCCUUGGCUGCUGCUCUGGCUUUGUUCUGUGAGCCUCCCAGGGAUCGCAUCCCACAUCAACAUGUGAAAACGCUGGAGAACCGUGAAGAAGGCAGGGCCAGUAUUUACAAGUCCGUGAUCAUCAACACCUCUAAGGAAAUGAUGUGCUUCAGUGACCACUACCCCAACUUCAUGCACAACUCCCAGGUCCUGGAGUACUUCAGGAUGUAUGCUAAAGAAUUUGACCUUCUCAAAUACAUCCAAUUCAAGACCACAGUGUGCACUGUGAAGAAACAACCUGACUUCUCUACUUCAGGUCAGUGGGAGGUGGUCACUGAGUGUGGAGGGACAAAGCAGGUGGCUGUCUUCGAUGGAGUCCUGGUUUGCACAGGCCACCACACAGAUGCUCACCUACCCUUGGAAAGCUUUCCUGGAAUUGAAAAGUUCAAAGGAAAGUACUUUCACAGCCGAGACUAUAAGAACCCAAUAGAAUUCACUGGGAAAAGAGUCAUUGUAAUUGGCAUUGGGAAUUCUGGAGGGGAUCUGUCUGUGGAGAUCAGCCACACAGCCAAGCAGGUUUGCAUCCAUAAUUGGUUUACUUUGCUUCAUUCUGACCAAGGAAGUAGACCCAGGAAAGAACAGAGAGACCUACACAUGGCCCACCUGGGCCUGCAGCAAACACGUGGGGCUUGUUCACUGCCCAAGUUGCAGCUUUAGGGUUGAUGCUGAAUACACAACCUAUAAAUCAACAUUUUCAAAUGGACCGAUGAAUUUCAGUGCAUCAAG